This is a messenger RNA of Mytilus trossulus (common blue mussel), 2446 nucleotides long. RefSeq lists its product as uncharacterized. The record is from RefSeq and is a predicted model, not a curated record. The coding region runs from base 497 to 2446 and encodes 649 amino acids. The transcript is spliced from 7 exons. NCBI's taxonomy places the organism in Eukaryota, Metazoa, Mollusca, Bivalvia, Mytilida, Mytilidae.
UUCAGGAAUUUGUAAUGGAUGUAAGAAAAAGUGUAAUGACCUAAUUCCAAAUACACCAGAAGAAAAUGAAUGUUAUAAUGAGUACAUUGAUCAAGUUGACCAAGAAAGUACAUAUGAAUCUUGAUACAAAUUGAGAGAACAUCCUAUCCAACAAUUUGAAAAUAAUAAAGAGGAUAAAUCGAAACAAGUAUGUUUGAAGAAUAUAGAAGAGGAUUGUUUUGACAGUACAUCCGAAGGAACCCAGUUUUCACAACAUCUAUCUCAGAUUUCUAACUGGAGUGAUACUAUUGACACAAACACAUUAGAAGUGGCAAAUGAAGUAAUUGAUCUUGCUAGUAGAGGAAAAUCAAGUCCCCUUAGAGGCCAAUUACGUACCAACAUAGACGAGGCUAAAUUGAGUACAAUCAGGUACUAUAAACGUAAAGCAGAAGAAUCUGUGGACUCAGUUCUCAAUCUUAUUGCACCUGGGCAAUCACAAGAACUAAAGAAAUUAAUCAUGCCAGAAAUGAUAACCAGUAAAACACCAACAGAGUCUGAUCUCACAAACUCAGUUUUGAAAUUAUAUGAGGAAACCACAAACAGUAAUUUAAAAUCACAAAUUCUUUCAGUUAUAGCAAGGAAGAUGACAAAACAGGAACUGUUAAAACACAUACCAGAUUUAACUGUUUACAAAAUAGACCAAGCAAGAUUGUUAUCUGUUACUCAAGGAAUCACUAUACCAGAAAAAGUUAAACAACCACGAAGCAGAAUGGAUCAAGUCAAGCUUCAACAUGCCUUAGACUUCUUUUUUGAUCCAUGUUUUGUCCAAAUUGUUUCAUUUGGGACUAGGAAUAUCAAUUUAGAUACUGGAGAACACAUAACAAUUCCUGAUGUUGCAAGAACCUCUUGCCAUUCUCAAAUUAUUCAGAUGUAUGAAGUUUACUGUAAAGACACAGCUUUUGAACCUUUAGGUAGAUCAACUUUAUUUUACAUCUUGAAGGCUUGUGCAGCAUCAAAGAGAACAAAUCUUCAUGGGCUGGACAACAUUGCAGCAGAGGGAGUUGAAGGCUAUCAGGCAUUACAUGCAUAUGAGUGUACAGAUAAACUUAAAGAGAUAAAUAUUAUAUCUACUGAACAGCAUACUGAAUUAAGCAAUAUGUUAACUGCUAGCAAAGUAUACAUGAAAACUGAUUUCAGGCUACAUGUACAAGAAUCUGAUAUGUGUGCUGACCAUUGUAUUAAAUGGAGUCUUAGUGAUCCUAAGGAUGAAAACUUCCAGUCUAAAUGUAAUCAUACACAUAGUUUGCAUUGCGAUAGAUGUCAAAUUCUGAAAGAAAUAGAGUUGAAAUUAAAGAUCCUUAUAGCAAAUUUUGAAGACACAGAUUUGAAAGAAGAACACACCAAGAGAUUGUCAGAUGCCACCACACAAAUAUAUAAUUGGAAGUCACAUAUUGUUAGAACAGUAAAUCAAGACAGGUUUAGAAUAAAUAUGCUUGAAUCACUAGAAACACACCAGGCCAUGUUAGUAAUGGACUGGGCUAUGAAGUUCUUGCCACUCAAAUACAGAGAAAAGCAAACAGAUUGGUUUGGGCAAAGAGGUAAAAACUGGCAUGUCACUGUUUGCAUUUUUAAAGAUCAAGAAAAUGCAAUGAAACAUAAGACCUUCACUCAUGUAUUAGAUUCAGCAAAACAAGACUGGUUAAGUGUGACAUCUUUGUUGGAGAAUGUUUUAGUAACAAUGAAAGAGCAGCUUCCACACAUCACAGAGAUUAUGUUACGAUCUGACAACGCAGGAUGCUAUCACUGUGGCCAUAUGUGGUUAUGUUUACCAGAAAUAAUUAAACAAACAGGAAUACAGAUAAAACAUUACUGCUAUUCAGAGCCACAAGCUGGUAAAUCGUACUGUGACUCCAAGAUAGCCCAUAUGAGGACGAAGAUGAAGACCUAUGUAGCCAAUGGAAAUAAUAAUUUGUCUGCUUCAGACAUGAAAACUGCCCUUGAUUUUGGAAUAGGUGUUGCAGGAUGUCAAGUUUCCACUGUACAAAUAGAUCUGUCAAAACAAAAACUUGUCAGUCACAAAAUAAAGAAAAUAAAUAGUUAUAAUGAUGUCCAAGUUUCUGAACAGGGUUUAGUUUUGAGGAAAGCCUAUGGCAUCGGAACAGGAAACUUAAUAUCUUUUAAUGAAAUGGCUGAACUUUCUAAUAACAAGCUAAUAGAGCACAGAUCAGGAUGCAUUGUUCACGAAGCAUUCAAAGUGCCUUCAACACCAGCAGGAAAUAUCAAAACAGUUGCUAAAAAUACGGGUAAUGCAACUGUAACCUGUCCUGUAAAGAUACUGAAAGUCUUCAUCAAAAUGGAACUAAUGAUGCUUUAUUCUUUUGUCCAGAAGUUGGUUGCAUUAGAAAAUUUAUUACCUAUAAAGGAAUGGAAAAUCAUGUUCUCUGUGGAAAACAUUCUUUACAGCUAG